GUGGCCCUUAUCUAUAUAACGCCGUAACUACACGACUAAUAUAAGGUCGUUUCUUUUUCUCUAGAGCUAUGUGUCCCACGACAAUUACAGGCACCCCAACGCUCUAUGCUCUCUAGUCCUUGGAAUCUGUCUUCAGAAAGGGGGGGGGAUAACCGGCCCCCUCUCCCCUUACGGCGGGUUGGUCGCUCGCACCGGCGAUGGCUAGCCGCUCCAGACGCGUGCGUGAGCGCGAGCUGAUUGGGGGCGGGCCAACUGCCGCAGAAGAGAGGGAGGGCGAGAAGAGAGAGGAUAUCGCUGGCAGAGUAAGUGUGGGAGAGGCGCGGUACUGGGUAAGAACAGCCAAUCUCUGGGCUAUAUCUCAACUAACCCCCUAUCUUACUGGCGUACUUUGUUCAUCCUUACUGCUUGGCCGUCUUCGGAAGCAGGCUGACUGGCUAGGAGACUAUGUGAACGGAGAAGGCCUAGGUCCCGAAGGGGGGGCUGUUUCCAUACUUGCAUACUACCCGCCCCCCAUCCUUAUUUGGCGCUACCGUAACCCUAUAACAGCUCGAGCCGGCGGCACCUUGCGAUCCGCUGCAGCACAGGGUAUAAAUAGACAUCGCCUACUCAUGUGGAAGCGUAGAUAUAGGAAGAGAGGGGGGGGGGGCUAGAGACUUGACAGUAUGAUGUGGAGGGGAAUCGCCGGUUUCUCGAUGCAAUAAGGGCAAUGGCGAUAACUACCAUAGGCUUCGAGAACAAUGAGAUGAAACUUAUCAUAGGUUAGAGUAGGAGGAUAAGACCGGGCUCAUGGAGCGGGACCGAGACCGGAACCGGGUAUGGGGCCCGAAGGCUGUGGCCGCCAUACGAUGUGAUCAUUAUAAUAUAGGAGCCGGGAAAUGGGCGGACCUAGUAACGGAGAAGUCUAACUACCUAAGCAUCAAGGCGUACGGAUACUAGAGGAGGCACGUAUAGGCCCCGACUAUCGGGGGAUGGGUGAGUUGUUGGCUUUCCACGGCAUCCGGUCCCCCAGCGCGCGCCACGAACCCCCCCCCCCCUCCCCUUCCCCGG
Messenger RNA from Durotheca rogersii, 1047 nucleotides. RefSeq lists its product as uncharacterized. The record is from RefSeq and is a predicted model, not a curated record. Lineage: Eukaryota; Fungi; Ascomycota; Sordariomycetes; Xylariales; Xylariaceae. The coding region runs from base 198 to 650 and encodes 150 amino acids. The transcript has a single exon.